This is a messenger RNA of Gekko japonicus, 2029 nucleotides long. RefSeq names its product component of oligomeric golgi complex 8 (gene COG8). Gene Ontology annotation, cellular component: COG complex. Gene Ontology annotation, biological process: intra-Golgi vesicle-mediated transport. NCBI's taxonomy places the organism in Eukaryota, Metazoa, Chordata, Lepidosauria, Squamata, Gekkonidae. The transcript is spliced from 5 exons. The record is from RefSeq and is a predicted model, not a curated record. The coding region runs from base 23 to 1882 and encodes 619 amino acids.
UCCCGUUCCACGUCGAGGCCUGAUGGCGGCGGCCGCGGCUUCGCUGGGGCCCGGUGGGGCCGACCUGGAGGAGGCGAGCCUGCUGGCCUGGCUGUUCCGGAGGGCGCCGCCACCGCCGCCGCCGCCGGCGGGGGACGCGGAGCUGUCGGCCUACCUAGCCGAGCUGUCGGGGCUGGGCCUGGAGGUGCUGCGGAGGGAGCCGGCCCGGCUGGCGGAGGAGCGGGCGCAGCUGGGAGCGCAGACGCGGGCCUUGGCCUUCGCCCACUACAAGACCUUCAUCCGCUCCGCCGAGUGUACGGCCGGCACCCGCCGCGGCUUCGCGGGCAUCGAGGAGGGCCUCGACCGCCUCCUGGGCCGCCUGGCGCCCGGGGGGCGGGCGGGUGGGAGGGGGAGGGUGAACUUCUCCCGCGAGGCCGAGCAGAUCGCCCAGAGCCGCCGCAUGAACAGCCUGACACUGAACCGCCACACGGAGAUCCUGGAGGUGCUGGAGAUCCCGCAGCUGAUGGACACCUGCGUGCGGAACAGCUACCACGAAGAGGCCCUGGGGCUGGUGGCCUAUGUCCGCCGCCUGGAGAAGAAGCACGCCGACAUCCCCGUCAUCCAGAGCAUAGUGGCAGAGGUGCGCCAGUCAACACAGCUCAUGCUGACCCAGCUGAUCCAGCAACUGCGCACCAACAUCCAGCUGCCAGCCUGCUUGCGGCUCAUUGGCUACUUGCGUUGCAUGGAUGUUUUCACAGAGGCUGAGUUGCGCAUCACCUUCCUGCAGGCACGAGACAUCUGGCUGCGCUCCAUCCUUGCUGCGAUCCCAGACGACAACCCCUACAUGCACAUCACCAAGACCAUUGAGGCAUACCGCGUCCACCUCUUUGACAUCAUCACACAGUAUCGGGCCAUUUUUGCAGACGAGGAGCCUCUCGUGCCUCCCUCUGGGCAGGAGGUCCUCAACGAAAGUGCCAUCUUCCAUGGGUGGGUUUUGCAGAAGGUCUCUCAGUUCCUUCAGGUCCUAGAGCGCGACUUGCAGUGCGGAGUGGGUGGCCGCCUGGACUCCCUCCUGGGCCAGUGCAUGUACUUCGGCCUUUCCUUCAGCCGCGUGGGAGCAGACUUCCGGGGUCAGCUGGCCCCCAUUUUCCAGCAAGUGGCCCUGCAGACCUUCCAGAAAGCUGUGCAGGAGGGCGUGAAUAAGUUCCAGGAAGAAAUGGACUCCUACACACUGAUCUCUGCACCUACCUUCCUGAACAGCACAAUCCCUGUGGCAGUGCCAGUGGCCCAACCAGCCACGCUGCAGCCCCCUGUUGUGCUUCUGGACUUCCCACCGCUUGCCUGCUUCCUCAACAACAUCCUGGUGGCCUUCAAUGACCUGCGUCUCUGCUGCCCAGUGGCCCUUGCUCAAGACGUGGCCGUUGCCAUGGAGGACGCCCUGCACCAGGUAACAAAAAUUAUCCUGGCUUUCCACCGAGCAGAGGAGGUGGCUUUCAGCAGCCGAGAGCAGGAACUGUUUGCUCAGUUCUGCAUGACGUUUCUAGAAGAUUUGGUGCCCUAUCUCAACCGGUGCCUUCAGCUGCUCUUUCCACCAGCCCAAAUUGCACAGACUCUGGGUGUCCCCCCUAUUCAGUUGCAGAAAUAUGGGAACUUUGGCUGUGUGGAUGAGCAUGCCAUUCAGGAGCUCCUGGCCCCAAUCCUGCCUGACAAAGAGGCAGCCUUUCUCCUGGAUAAGGAGAAAGGGCUGGCUCAAGAAAGCUCAGCAUCUCCACUGGACUUGGAACUUCCCACAUCUCCACAGGAAGCCUCACGCAGCUCCCCAGUCCCUAUUUCAGAAACAGAAGAUGGCAGCCAAGGCUCUAGGGAUGACGAGGAAGUCAGAGUCCCUCCUGCUCCAGAAUAGUUCUCCUGGAACUGCUCCUGCUUUUUGGGGUGCACCGCCAGCUGUGGCCAGGACUCAGCUUCUGAGUUUUACUUCUGGGAUCCCUUUGGGCACACAGGACAAUUACUGGAAAGAACAAAGUUGUGUAUAAAUGCUGCCCUCUGCUUG